CAUUCUCUCUCUGGCGCGAAAAUUUUCAUUCCCCCGAAAAUUCCCCAAAAAUCCCAAACCCUUCCGCCUCCUUGCCGAAGAAGCUUCGUGGUGGCAGCGGCGAUCGGCGAUGGUGUUCCUGCAGCGCAGCAACCCGCGGAAGCGCCCGCCGCCGGCGCCCACGCCACCCGAGCCGCCGCCGUCAGCGUCAGCGUCAGCGUCCGCGCCCGCGCCCAACCUCUCCGCCGUCGACGCGGCAGCGGCGCUCCUGGCCGAAGCCGGCUGCACGCUCCUCGUCCCGCCGCACCUGCCCCCAUCCCUCCCGUCCCCGCCCGCCUUCGUGGCCCGCCUCACCCGCGACCUCGCCGCGGGCCCCGCCGCCGCGCGCCUCCUCGCGGGGCUCGCCGCCUUCGCCGACUCCCCCACGCGGCUCCGCCAGCUACUCCUGCCCUCGUCCCCGGGCUCGCCGACCAGCCUCGCGCGGGCGCUGCUCUCCGUCCCCGCGCUCCAGCCCGGUCUCCUGGGGCUCCUCCUCGACAAGCUGCCCGAGCACUUCGACGACGACGCGCUCGAUGGGGCGCCUCUGCAGGAAGACGUAGGGAGGCUCAUCAUCAAACAGUUCCGCUGGCUUGAUUUGCUUGUCGAUGCCGAUGCUUUCGUUGCCAAGCUCGUCGAGGUGCUCUCGGUGGCGCCGCCCCGGCUCAAGAAGGAGAUCAUCGGGUCCAUCCCCGAGAUUGUGGGCGACAGGAGUCAUCCUGCUGUGGUCUCCGCCCUGGAGAAUCUGCUGCAGGAGGACUCCCAGGUUGUGGUUGCUGUGCUCGAUACUUUGUCAGACCUUAACCUCAAUGCGCACUUGCAGGAGCAGGCGGUGACAGUUGCAAUAUCUUGCAUCCGGACAAUUCACGCGGACCAGAUGCCACAUUUGCUCAGGUUCUUGCUGCUGGCUGCCACACCAGUCAAUGCUGGGAGGAUUAUAUCGCAGAUCCGCGAGCAACUCAAGUUUGUUGGUGUGGUGGAUCCACGGGCCGCUCGGAGCAAGAAGCUGAAAGGGAAGGCAUCAGCAACUAGCACUGAUGGGGCAAUCCUUCAUGCCUUGAGAUCGGGCCUCCGGUUUAAGAAUAUGCUUUGUGAGGCCUUCUUGAAGGAGUUGAAAUCAGUUGACCACCCAAAGGAUCACAAAGUGAUCGAUGUUUGGCUCAUCAUGCUCAUCUACGCCAACGGUGGUGCUCUGCAGAAAAGUGCUGAGAAAAUACUAAAGUCCAAGAUCCUACAAGGAUAUAUCCGAGAGACACUGUUUAACCAAUGCAUUCGUGGAAAUACCGAAUUAGUAAAGGACCAUUUCAUGUCGUAUCUCUCAGUCAGUGAUUACCUGUUGGCUUGCAAGGAAGAGAAGGCUAGAGAAUUUGCUACCUAUCUGUUCACAGCUUUGUUUGAAGAAUUCGAUGAUACUUUUUCCAGGCAAGAGCUCAUAGGCUCAUUGAUAACUCAUAUAGGUUCUGGGGUCAGCUAUGAAGUUUCUUCUGCUUUGGAUAUUAUGAUUUCUCUGACGUCCAACCACUCUGAGGAACUGAUCCCUAUAGCUUCACAUAUAACUGGUAUUUUAGAUUACCUGGAGAGUUUUCAUGAAGAUAAUCUUCGAAAGGUUUAUGAGAUCUUCUGUAAUUUGGCACUGGCUGCUGGUUUCAAUAGUGGUUCAGGUGGCUCUUCUAUUGCUAAUGAACUUCUUAUGGUAGUGAGAAAGCAGGUUAGCAAUCCAGAUAUGAAGUAUAAGAGAAUGGGAAUAAUUGGUGCUCUAAGGAUAGUUUCAGCUAUUGCAGAUGCUAAUCCUGCUGUGAACUACUCGUCAUCCCAGCAACCAAAUGGUGAGGAGGCCCUGGGACUGCUAAAAAUGGCUGUUAACUCCUGCAAAUUUGUGACGAUGCCCUUAAUUCUUCUCUAUGAUGAAUUAGCUGCUUUAUUUGAGAGCACUGUUCUUCAUUCUGCAAUUACUGAGUGGGUUGGGGAACACGUUGCCGAAUUUGACACCCUUUUUCUUGCUGAUCUUGAUGAUGGACAGUUAUCAGAAAAAUAUCUUUGUGAGAGCAUUGAAGGGGAAUUGUGGAUGAACUUGGAUGGGAAUAUCUCCCCGAUAUGUGUAAAUAUUUUGCCUCUAGUGUCCACCUCUCCCCAAAAGUCCCAAGCCUGCUUGCAGAUCCUUGCUUCUCAAUUUUUACUUCUAACUACUAUUGAGCGUAAAGGAAGUGAAGGCUCCCUUGGUGGAAUAAAUGCACUCCUCGGUUGUCCUUUGCAUCUUCCCUCUGCCAAGAUCCUGGAUGAAUCUAGAUGGGCAAGCUUGUCAGAACUGGAGAAAAAAACAGUGUGUCACUCACUGUACUUUGCGAUAAACUGGAUUAGGGAGUUGCUUAACGCUUUCAGCACACAAGUUGCGGCCAGAGUUGAUAAUGUGUCACAAAGAGUAAGGGAUGAGACAGCAGUUAAACUUCUGAAGCGUCUGAGAAAUCUAAUAUUGCUUGAGAGCUUGCUAAACACCAUUCUUAAAAUUUAUCCUCUUUCUCUACCUGAGCUGCGAUAUCUUGGGGAAUAUGCUGGGUCAGCUAGCACCAGUAAGUUUAACCAUGGGAGGAAAAUGGAGGAAGAAAGCAUGGAGGGCCCAUCUUCGAACAAAAGAAAAAAAAGCCGCAAGGACAAAGCAGCUUCAGAUAAAUUGAAUUCUGAUGAGAAGCUCAAGCAAAGUACGAUACUAGAUGCUUUCAAAAGAGCUGGUGUAAUUAUCACUCAAGAAACAAACAAAGCUUCUUCACAACCAUUUCCAAGUAGAAUGAUGUCAAAGGAUGCUGAAAAUGAGGCUAAUAAUUCUGGUGAGCUUGGGCAUGUAGAUUUGAUCGCAGCACCUGUUCAACUGGAUAUGCAAAGAUUCAAAUUCAGAACUCUCAAUGUAUCUUGCUUAUCCUUAAUAAACUAUUCAGAGGCUCAGGAUUCAACUUAUUCAUAUCAUGAAUCUGAGCUACCUUUAUAUCUCUAUCUUCUCCGUGAUCUCCACAACAAAUUAGAUCAUCUAAAUCCGCAAAGCAAGCCGUUCUUUAGUACUUCUCAAGCAAAAUCCACUAGUGCUCAUUGCCAAAAGAGCAUAGGAAAACUUCUCAGCAAAAUACAGCCACUAUUCUCGAGUCUAAGGAAGCAUCUAGAUGAAGCAAUUUUGAUGAUCAAAGACAGAUCAGAUAGCUGCCCAGACAAUUGGAGUUCAUCUUCGGAUUCAGCAGGAAACCCACACAUACCAUAUGUGAUGGUCUCCAAGUCUUCAAUAGCCACUUCAGUAUUUAAGGAGGUUCUUGGCUGCUACAGGAAGUUACUUGGCAUUUCAGAUCUAUUGAAUCAAGCAAAUAUGUCAGUUCUGAAGGAGUUACUACAGACUUUCCAGCCAAGUGAAAAUUUUGAUGACGAUCUUUCAGAGUUCUGUCCACCUCUGGUGCCUAGUAAUGUUGAUUAUCUGUACAUUGGGGCAUAUAAAAUGUUUGAGGCUAUUAUGGAUCCAGUGUGUUUGUUCUCACACAUUCUGGCUUCUGACGUGCUUAUUACAAUGCAAUCAAUUUUAAAUUCCAUUGUCGCGCUGUUGGAAAAAUCUGUUGAAUCAAAUGGGAAGAAUAUGCACGUAGGAUGCUCCAAAGAGAUUAUUCCCUUUCUACGGAAGCAUCUUGCGUUAUCAGCCCAUAAGCUGCUAACUUCUGAUUUUCCUAGUGAAGAAAGGGAGAAUGGAUCGCAGAGUAAAGGAGAUCUUAUACCAAGGAUAUUACAAAUAUACCUCAGGAAUAGUGAGUCGACUUCAAAUCCGCUUCAUGACCUUUCUUUGGUGUUGACUCAGGUACCUUCUUCCAAAACUAAAAGUACUACCCAGGAAAUGUCGCAUGGUUUUCCAACAUUGUGUUCUUCCACUUUGCACUCUUGGUACCGUGUGCUGCAUGAGGAGAAUACUGGAAAUUUUAACAAGAUGAUCAAGCAAGCCUUGAAGACUAGAUCACAAUCAGUAGUAGCAGUGGAAAAUGUUCUGGAUGAAAUUAGCAAAUCAGUAACUGUGUUUGUUUCUCUAAUAUUUAUGUGUAAGAAACAUGAAAAGGUCGCGAUGCAUGGAAUGGCAGUUAAAUAUGGUGGGCGAUUCAUUGAUGCAUUUCUUAAAGCCUUCAACUUUCUAGAGACACAAUUUGGGCAACAUGGUGACCCUAUAGUUCAGAUGAUUAAAGACCUUCAGCAAGCAACAAGAAUAAUCCAAACUAUAUGUGCAGAGGCAAAGGGUAACAAGCGAACAAUGAUAACGAGCAAGAUACCUGGUGCAAAGAGAUCCAUGGAGCGGUUCGUGUUCCGAGUAAAGGCCCUCCUUGCACACUGCUCUACCGAGGAGAGCUGCAGCAUUGCUAAUCUGAAGCACAAGGACUUGCAUGGGCAUGUGGUGAGCUCCCAGGUGUAUGGCGACGUGGAUGACGACCUAAAUGAUGCAGAGCAAGAACAGAUGGAUACUGAUCCUGAAACUCCAGCCGACGAAAAUGAUGAUAACAUGAUGGAGGAAGAUGUGGCUGAAGAUGCCGAGGAGGCAACUCCAUUGGAUGACUGACCUCAUACGGAACAAGGGACAUGAGUUCACCAAUUGACAUGUCAUUCUAAAGGAAAGGAAACCAACUGACACAGCGUAUGUAGCAAGAUAAAUCUAGGCACCAGUCAAACUCACAUCGUGCUCUGCUCGCUUUUCCCAAGUCUUAUAUAUGCUGAGAUGACUCACUGGAUAGGUGCACAAUAUAUGUAUUGACCACCCAAAGUCCACCGUCGGCAUAAAGUGCACACACAUAGCACAGUUGAGUCAUUGGAAGGUGCGCACACAUAUAUCACUCGAUCAACUUUGGUUACUUCUCUUUAGCCACUGACUUAACUUUCAGUUGAAUCUAGUAUCAUGUGGUCUGUGGCAAACAGAUCUCCCAUCACCCAUGAACUCGACGGCCCAAUCCACAAGUGUCUUUGCUUCUUUAACCGCUGACUUAAUUUGCCAAUGGCAGGGAUAUAUAUGUAUACGUUAUCCAAGGAUCGAUCAAACUUUGAGUGGAAUCGGUCGUGUGGUCUGUGGCAAUCAGAACUCCUCACCCAUGAACUAAUAACUAGAUAGACGGCUAGCUGUCAAUGGACAAGGUUACAAUCUCUUCCGAUUGCAAAAGGUUGUUUCUGCAAAACUGCAACAUUAACCUGAUCUGGUGUUCCCCUCUACGUGCGUGCGUGGUGAUGUCCGCAGUGACGUUUGUCCGACAUGUGACCUGGGACGACCGACAUCUUGCGCGAUCCGCGUGUACAUGCUGUAGCUUUGAGCCUUUGGUCUUGCUUGGCUUCCAUUCAAGUGCGGGGAGACUAGCUAACGCGAAAGAAACUAUAUAGUGCACUGAACGAGUGAACGUACACAGCUAGCGUACGCAGAGAUGCGUGUCAUUACGUUGUUUUUCUUUCUCGGUUGGUUGACGUACGUGCACAUCGAUUGAUCAAUCGAUCGAUCGGCCUCUAGAGUUUGGAGUAGCAUAUUGCCCAUUUUUUUUACACCAUAUGUCGACGACUUAGGGCAUCCACAAUGUAUGUGUUGCCAAAUCUGACACGCUACAGUUAUAUAGCGUGAAUGCCAAAUUGCUAGACUUGCCACAA
Molecule: messenger RNA, 5646 nt
Organism: Lolium perenne
Lineage: Eukaryota; Viridiplantae; Streptophyta; Magnoliopsida; Poales; Poaceae
Source: RefSeq, a predicted model, not a curated record